Striga asiatica is the source of this 2181-nucleotide messenger RNA. The record is from the annotation of a GenBank genome assembly. Lineage: Eukaryota; Viridiplantae; Streptophyta; Magnoliopsida; Lamiales; Orobanchaceae.
AUGGAGCUUGGAGAUGGAGUUUCCCUCUCGUGCAUCGACGACCACCACAAGAGCCACCACCAUCGACAUUUUCCGGGCACUAUCGUUAGAAUCGUGUUACUUUUCUUAGUGAUCGGCCUCACGUGCCUCGUCUUGAAUCAAACGGACUAUAGCGCUCGACUAGCUCACACAUCUUAUUCAAUGUCAGGUAAUGAUCAUGACAAUAACUUGGAGACCAUAUUGAAAAGGGCAUCCAUGGAGGAUCACAAAAAGGUAAUAAUAACAACUAUGAACGGUGCAUGGACCGACACGAACACGGUUUUCGAUUUGUUUCUCGAGAGCUUUAGAAUUGGUUUCGGGACACGGAGGCUCUUGAAGCAUUUGGUGGUCGUAGCCUUUGAUCGGAAGGCGUACGCUCGUUGCAAGCAAGUGCAUCGUAAUUGUUUUGCCCUGACGACCGAAGGCGUCGACUUUUCCGACCAGGCGUUUUUCAUGAGCGGGAGCUAUUUGAAGAUGAUAUGGAGGCGCAUCGAUUUUCUGCGGUCGGUUCUUGAGAUGGAAUACGACUUUGUAUUCACGGAUGCCGAUAUAAUGUGGCUAAGGGAUCCAUUUCCCAGUUUCAACCCGGACGCCGAUUUCCAAAUAGCGUGCGAUAUCUACAAAGGAAACUCGACUGACUUAUGCAACUACCCAAACAGAGGGUUUACGUACUUCUACCCGUACGUCAUGCGGGUCGGACUCCGGAUCAAGUUCUUGGGCACGGAAUUUUUCGGCGGGUUUUGUGAGCCGAGCAAGGAUCUUGAUCAGGUGGUCACCAUGCAUGCCAAUUGUUGCAUAGGGCUCAAGAACAAGCUCCACGACAUGAAAAUGGUGGUCGAUGAUUGGAAAAGAUAUUCGGCUAGUGUCGAAAAAGUCGUGAUGAUCGGAGGAAUGGUAGUCGGGUGGGGACGUGGACUGAGCCGAGGAGGUGUGGCCGGAACAAAUAUCCGGCCAUUGAGUGAUGACCAUGAGUUAUUGAGAUGUGGUCAAAAUCUUCACAAGCAUUUGAUUAGACAAAUGCGACCAAAAUCAAGAAAAGGUAUGGAUUCUUAUCAUAAACAUGAGGUUAACUCCACCACGUGCGGCGGCAACCACCGCCACCACCACCACCACGGCCGCUAUAUCUUCCGAUCUGCCGUUAAGAUGACAUCAUUGGUAAUUUUUGCCGGCCUCAUAUACUUCGUCUUAAACGAGUCCAACUAUCAUGUUCGGCUCGUGGCUAAACCUUAUUCGAAUUCUUCGUUUUCAUCUCAUGUUAAUGAUAGUGAGAAUAGCCUUGAGAGCAUAUUGAGAAGGGCAUCUAUGGAGGACAACAAAACAGUGAUAAUAACAACCCUAAAUGCAGCUUGGAUCGAGCCGAAUUUCAUAUUCGAUUUGUUCUUGGAGAGCUUUGAAAUAGGGAACCGAACACAAAAUCUUUUGAAACACUUGGUGGUCGUGGCUUUGGACCAAAAGGCCUUCUCGCGUUGCGUAUCUCUUCAUCCUCACUGUUUCGCACUGAAAACCAAAGACAAUGUGGACUUCUCGGGCACAGCAUAUUUCAUGAGCGACGACUAUUUGAAGAUGAUGUGGAUUAGGAUCGAUUUUCUACGUUCGGUUCUUGAGAUGGGAUACGACUUCGUAUUUUCGGAUGCUGAUAUUAUGUGGUUAAGGAACCCAUUCCCAAGAUUCGACCCAAACGGUGACUUCCAAAUAGCAUGUGAUAUCUACCGGCACAACUCGACCAACAUGCACAACUUUCCGAACGGAGGUUUCACGUACGUGAAGUCGAACAAACGCACGAUCAAGUUCUACAAAUUCUGGCACACAGCAAAGGACUAUUUUCCGGGAAAGCACGACCAAGACGUAUUCAACGAGAUCAAGUUCAACCCGUUUUUGUCGCGGGUCGGGCUUCGGGUCCGGUUCUUGGACACGGCCUAUUUCGGGGGUUUCUGUGAACCGAGCAAGGAUCUCGAUUUGGUGGUCACGAUGCACGCGAAUUGUUGUACCGGGAUUUAUAAUAAAAUACACGACAUUAGGAUGGUGCUUGAUGACUGGAGAAAUUACACGGCUUUGGCUGCCGGAAAAGGAAAGAAUUCGAUCCGGAAAGUGACGUGGACAGAACCGAGGAGGUGUGGUUUGGGCAACUUGAUUAAGCACCACGAGAAAGUGAGAAAAGAUUAG